Messenger RNA from Aureobasidium musti, 771 nucleotides. The record is from the annotation of a GenBank genome assembly. Lineage: Eukaryota; Fungi; Ascomycota; Dothideomycetes; Dothideales; Saccotheciaceae.
AUGGACGAGACCGUCGAAAAACUACUCCAAGACCCAACGGUGGGCGGACUAUCGGUCACAGCUCCACAUAAACUCGAAGUCGGCAGGUUCAUGGAUGAGAUAUCGGAAGAAGCAAGGACUAUGGGAUCAGUCAAUACCAUCGUAGUCAAAAUUUCAUUCCACGGCAGUCAAAGGCGGCUGUAUGGAGACAAUACCGACUGGCUUGGUAUCACUCGCUGCAUACAAGGCGGCAAGGUCGACCUGGAUGCGCCCCAGACCGCAGCAGUGGUUUUGGGUGCUGGUGGAGCAGCCCGAGCGGCUGUCUAUGCCUUUAUCAAGCUCGGCAUCCGCAAUAUUGUCGUCGUCAACAGGUCGUUAGAGCGCGCACAAAAGCUGGCAACGAACUUUCCGAACCACAACAUCGAGAUUGUACACUCUCUUUCGGCCCUUGAAGAGCGCUCAAAUGACGGAUCUUUGAACAUCUCGGUAAUGGUCGGUUGCCUUCCUACACAUGUUUUGACAGCUGCCGAUGUGCCAGAUUGGCUUUUCCUGAACGUGAAGAAGGGCGUUCUGGUCGAGAUGGCAUAUGGAAACGAAACUGCAAUUACUGUCAAGGCAAUUUCUGCUCCUAAUUGGACUGUCUUCGAUGGCAUAGAUGUGCUUCAACAGCAGGCCUUUGGGCAAUUCGAAGCAUGGACAGGCAAACCAGCUCCCAAGAUGGAGAUGAUGGAUGCAGUAAACAAGGCUCUAGGACGGACUCUGAAUCCCGCGUUUGCAGAAGCCGAGGCUUAA